Molecule: messenger RNA, 3728 nt
Organism: Cyprinodon variegatus (sheepshead minnow)
Lineage: Eukaryota; Metazoa; Chordata; Actinopteri; Cyprinodontiformes; Cyprinodontidae
Gene: npepps
Product: puromycin-sensitive aminopeptidase
Exons: 23
Coding region: 49-2847 (932 amino acids)
Biological process (GO): peptide catabolic process; proteolysis
Cellular component (GO): cytoplasm
Molecular function (GO): metalloaminopeptidase activity; peptide binding; zinc ion binding
Source: RefSeq, a predicted model, not a curated record
GUUUGGGCUGUGCAGCAGCGAAGAGUAGUGUUGAAAGGGCUUCAGUCCAUGUUGCUGCUCCUGGGGCGCUCGGUUCCGCUGCUUCUCACCCGUACAGUCACCUCCUGUCCAUCCGCGCUACCGAAGCCCAGUUGGAUCAGUUCCGUGUUGAUAAAGCUCGGACAAAUAAACGGAGCUCCACACAUUUCCCUCUUCAGUAGCGCAAGCGGCCAAAAUACAGGAACCAUGCCCGAAAGAAGGCCCUUCGUGCGGUUACCUACUGACGUUUACCCUGUCAACUACGGCUUAUGUCUGAGGCCGGACCUGAUCGACUUCACGUUUGACGGCAAGCUAGAGGCACAAGUGGAGGUCACACAGGCUACGAAUCAGAUUGUGAUGAACUGCGCUGAUAUCGACAUUAUCACAGCUUCCUUUGCACCAGACGGAGGAGACGAAAUCAAUGCCACAGGCUUCAACUAUCAAAACGAGGAUGAGAAAGUCACCCUGUCGUUUCCCAGUGCCCUACAGAAAGGCUCCGGCACGCUGAAGAUCGACUUUGUGGGGGAACUAAACGACAAAAUGAAAGGCUUCUAUAGGAGUAAAUACACAACAGCUGCUGGAGAGACCCGCUAUGCAGCUGUCACACAGUUUGAGGCCACAGACGCUCGCAGAGCUUUUCCCUGUUGGGAUGAGCCCGCCAUCAAAGCCACCUUUGACAUCUCCCUGAUAGUUCCCAAGGACAGAGUAGCCUUGUCCAAUAUGAAUGUCAUCGAUCGGAAGCCAUACGUAGAAGAUGAGAACCUGGUGGAGGUAAAGUUCGCCACCACGCCCAUCAUGUCCACAUACCUGGUAGCUUUUGUGAUCGGUGAAUAUGACUUUGUGGAGAGCCAGUCGUCAGACGGCGUAACGGUACGCGUCUACACACCCGUCGGGAAGGCGGAACAAGGGAAAUUCGCUUUGGAGGUUGCAACUAAAACCUUACCUUUCUACAAAGACUACUUCAGUGUUCCUUAUCCUUUACCUAAGAUCGAUCUCAUAGCUAUCGCUGACUUUGCUGCAGGUGCCAUGGAGAACUGGGGCCUUGUUACAUACAGGGAGACCGCGCUGCUAAUUGACCCCAAGAACUCCUGCUCGUCCUCCAGGCAGUGGGUGGCGCUGGUGGUAGGACACGAACUCGCCCACCAGUGGUUCGGGAACCUGGUCACCAUGGAGUGGUGGACUCACCUCUGGCUCAAUGAGGGCUUUGCCUCCUGGAUCGAGUACCUGUGUGUGGAUCAUUGCUUCCCAGAGUACGACAUCUGGACCCAGUUUGUCUCUGCAGACUACACCCGCGCCCUGGACCUGGACGCCCUGGACAGCAGCCACCCCAUAGAGGUGAACGUGGGCCAUCCAUCGGAAGUAGAUGAAAUAUUCGAUGCCAUCUCGUACAGCAAAGGAGCCUCUGUGAUCCGUAUGCUGCACAACUACAUCGGAGACGAGGACUUUAGGAAAGGAAUGAAUUCCUACCUUUUAAAGUUCCAACAUAAAAACGCAUCAACAGAGGACCUGUGGGACUGUCUGGAACAGGCCAGUGGGAAACCCAUAGCAGCAGUGAUGAGUUCAUGGACCAAGCAGAUGGGCUUCCCAAUAAUAGUGGUGGAUCAGGAACAGCAAGGUGAGGACCGAAUCCUGAAGAUAUCCCAGAAGAAGUUCUGUGCCAGUGGACCUCAUAACGGUGAGGAUUGUCCUAGUUGGAUGGUGCCCAUCAGUAUCUGUACGAGCGAGGACCCUAAAUGCUCCAAGCUCAAGCUGCUGCUGGACAAAGCAGAGACGACUGUGACUCUGAGCGGCGUCGCUCCUGAUCAGUGGAUCAAGAUCAACCCUGGAACUGUGGGAUUCUACCGGAUCCAGUACAGCUCCUCCAUGUUGGAGAGUCUGCUGCCGGGAGUCAGAGACCUGAGCCUGCAGCCUGUGGACCGGCUGGGCCUGCAGAACGACCUGUUCUCUCUGUCCCGUGCAGGGAUGAUCAGCACGGUGGAGGUGCUGAAGCUGAUGGAGGCGUUUGUCAAUGAACCAAACUACACGGUUUGGAGCGACCUGAGCUGUAACCUGGGAGUGUUGUCCUCACUGCUGUCUCACACUGAGUUCCACGAGGAGAUCCAGGAGUUCAUCAGGGACCUCUUCUCCCCGAUCGGCCUCAGGCUGGGCUGGGACAGCAAGCCAGGGGAAGGCCAUCUGGACGCCCUGUUGAGAGGCCUGGUUCUGGGGAAACUGGGCAAAGCGGGACACAAACCCACCCUGGAAGAGGCCAGGCGGAGAUUCAAGGACCAUGUGGAGGGGAAGCAGGUGCUGCCUGCAGACCUGAGGAGCCCAGUGUAUCUAACGGUGCUGAAGCACGGGGACAGCACCACACUGGAGACGAUGCUCAAGCUCCAUAAACAAGCAGACAUGCAGGAGGAGAGGAACCGCAUUGAGCGAGUCCUGGGGGCCAUCUCUGCUCCUGAUCUAAUCCAGAAAGUCCUCAGCUUCGCCCUCUCGGAAGAGGUCCGUCCCCAGGACACGGUGUCUGUAAUCGGAGGCGUGGCGGGAAGCAGCAAGCAAGGCCGGAAAGCUGCCUGGAAAUUUGUCAGGGAUAACUGGGAGGAGCUCUACAACCGCUACCAGGGAGGCUUCCUUAUAUCACGCCUCAUCAAGCUCACAGUCGAUGGUUUUGCUAUUGAUAAAAUGGCUGCUGAAGUUAAGAGUUUUUUCGAGAGCCACCCGGCGCCUGCGGCUGAGCGCACCGUGCAGCAGUGCUGCGAAAACAUCCUCCUGAACGCCGCCUGGCUGAAGCGUGACGCAGACGACAUCCAGCAGUAUCUACUGCAGCGCAAGGCGCCCCCUGUCUGAGCCGCCUGUCCGCUGCAUGCUCUCCUCCCCGCUCCCCCCCACCCACCCACCCAACGCCAUCAUCAUAACCGUCUCGCCCACCUUCAGUGACUUUAUAUCAGAAGGGGAGAUGAGAUCCUCUAGCUUCAUCACUCCAAACUGAACUAAACGAGACAAAGCCAAGGAUCGCCCCGAGCUUCGGAAGGAAGAGUGGAAAUGAAUCCGUAGAAUCAGACCAGGAAUGUAGGUUUGCUCCCCGUCUGUCCAUGACGAAGGACGUACCCAUCCGUUGGUGCACCACACCAUAUUUCCACCCUCUAUCACAUGCCCUCGUAUGCACACCGUUAUCCUUCCUGUAUCAUCGCUGAGAAAACUGUGAACCCCCCCAAUCAUUAUCUCUGCUCCCGUUUUGUUUGCAUGGAAUCUCAUUUUCCUCCUCUAUCUUUUUGGAAUCAGUUCCCAUUAUUUCCCCCUCCGCUCAGCUCCUGUCGGCUGACCCUCCUCCUCUAGAGGGCGCUGUGGCUGGUUGAACUCGCCACUCGUCUGGACAGAGGGAGCUUCUUAACACUAGUUUCCAACAGCAUUGAUCACACUGCUAAUACAGCGUUAGGAACGGGCAGACAGCGCUAGCAUGGUACUAUGAUGUAAACUGUUUGAUGCAAGCAUUUCUCUCUGAUAAUCUUUUAAAAGAAAUAAUGAAACUAUCCAUGAAUCAUGUCUCCACCCUCCCUUCAUGCACCUCUGUUAAGUCGGUUUGUAUAGUUGGAGGAAAAAAAAAAACUAUUUAAUCGUGUUUCUCUAUCCGCUUCCAGCCAUUAAAUAACGAUUCAGGAGUGUUUUUUUAUAAGACAACAGAUGCAGUGAUUUAUUUAAAUGUUAAAAUGGUCUUUAUUUGAGGAAGA